CCCAGGUGAAACCACCUUUACUCGCCGGCCGCGUCGUCGGUUCUCGGCUCCCUCCCGAGCAGAACUCGCGCGCGCUCCGGCCUCCGCAAGGCCUUGGCGCAACCCAACCCAACGAAGCAGUUGUAGGGCUCGUGCCAAAUCAUCUCACAUAAGCAGCGAAAGUAACCUCGCCCAUUAUUGACCAGCAAGCACACAUCCAGCUUAUAAAAAGGCCACACAGAGGCCUUGGCUCUAACUCCGAUAUAACUAGCAGUAGCUCCGAGCAUCUUGCACCACCUUGCAGCCCAUGGCCACCGCCGCUCCCGUAUCCGUUCCCCGCAUCAAGCUGGGCUCCCAGGGGCUGGAGGUCUCGGCGCAGGGCCUCGGCUGCAUGAGCAUGUCCGCCUUCUACGGCCCGCCCAAGCCCGAGCCCGACAUGAUCAAGCUCAUCCACCACGCCGUUGCCACUGGAGUCACCUUGCUCGACACCUCCGACAUGUACGGCCCGCACACCAACGAGAUCCUCCUCAGCAAGGCAUUGCAGGGCGGGGUGCGGGAGAAGGUGGAGCUGGCCACUAAGUUCGGCAUCGAUUAUUUCCCCGGCGGCUUAGCCGCCGGAAAUGUCGACAUCCGCGGGGACCCGGCGUACGUGCGCGCGGCGUGCGAGGGCAGCCUCAAGCGGCUCGGCGUAGACUGCAUCGACCUCUACUACCAGCACCGCAUCGACAAGAGGGUGCCCAUCGAGGUCACGGUGAGUUGACCUUCUCCAUUUGUUUCU
This is a messenger RNA of Panicum virgatum (switchgrass), 757 nucleotides long. RefSeq names its product IN2-2 protein-like. NCBI's taxonomy places the organism in Eukaryota, Viridiplantae, Streptophyta, Magnoliopsida, Poales, Poaceae. The record is from RefSeq and is a predicted model, not a curated record. The coding region runs from base 287 to 739 and encodes 150 amino acids. The transcript has a single exon. Gene Ontology annotation, cellular component: cytoplasm.